Cuculus canorus (common cuckoo) is the source of this 2704-nucleotide messenger RNA. It is a transcript of the gene COL9A2, whose product is annotated as collagen type IX alpha 2 chain. Lineage: Eukaryota; Metazoa; Chordata; Aves; Cuculiformes; Cuculidae. The record is from RefSeq and is a predicted model, not a curated record. Bases 64 to 2136 code for a protein of 690 amino acids. The transcript is spliced from 32 exons.
UGUGCAGUCAGGGCUGUGGCCGUACCUGCGCGCACACCAUCGCUCGGUGCCGCUGCCCUCGCCAUGGCCGGCUGCUCCGCUCUUCUCCAGCUCUGGCUCUUGCUCCAAGCCGCCUGCCUCUGCCUGGCCCAGAUUCGAGGGCCGCCGGGAGAGCCCGGCCCACGAGGGCCCCCCGGUCCCCCAGGAGUGCCAGGAGCCGAUGGCGUUGACGGUGAAAAAGGCUCAGCCGGAGCCCCCGGGUCCCCGGGUGCCAAGGGGGAGCCGGGAGCCCCCGGUCCAGAUGGGCCCCCAGGGAAGCCGGGCAUUGACGGGCUGACGGGAGCGAAGGGAGAGCCAGGACCCAUCGGCGGGCCAGGACUUAAAGGCCAGCCUGGACUGCCAGGGCCGCCAGGGCUCCCCGGUCCUUCGCUGCCAGGACCACCUGGGCUUCCAGGCCAGGUUGGGCUUCCUGGAGAGAUUGGAGCACUGGGACCCAAGGGCGACCCUGGACCCGAUGGCCCGCGGGGUCCCCCAGGCGCUCCAGGGAAACCCGGCCCCCCAGGACACAUCCAAGGAGUGGAAGGCAGUGCCGAUUUCUUGUGCCCCACCAGCUGCCCGCCAGGUCCCAAGGGGCCCCAGGGACUUCAGGGACUGAAGGGACACAGAGGCCGUCCCGGUGCCCUCGGGGAGCCCGGCAAGCAGGGCAGGCAGGGCCCUAAGGGUGAUGUUGGUGCCUCUGGAGAACAAGGUGUCCCAGGCCCUCCGGGACCGCAGGGCCUGAGGGGUUACCCUGGGAUGGCAGGACCCAAGGGCGAGACGGGUCCUGCUGGUUACAAGGGGAUGGUGGGAACCAUCGGAGCAGCUGGGCGGCCGGGCAAGGAAGGUCCUGGAGGACCACCUGGGGUCCCUGGUGAGAAGGGAGAUCUGGGUGGCCGUGGCAUCAGGGGCCCCCAGGGAGACAUUGGCCCCAAGGGGGAGAACGGUCUCCCAGGCAUCGAUGGCAAAGACGGCACCCCGGGCAUCCCCGGCGUGAAGGGCAGCGUGGGGCAGGCUGGCCGCCCAGGGACGCCGGGACACCGCGGUCAGGCUGGCUUGCCCGGCCAGCCAGGAAGCAAAGGGGGCCCAGGAGAUAAGGGUGAAGCAGGGGCUCGGGGCCAGCCUGGUGUCACCGGUGCCCCGGGGCAGAUCGGUGAACCUGGACCUCGGGGUGAGCAGGGACCGCAGGGUGUCCCCGGGAUGAAAGGUGACCGGGGCGAGCGUGGCCCCGUGGGUCCGCCAGGCGAGCAGGGGAAGGCGGGGCCAAAAGGUGAGCAGGGUCCACCGGGCAUCCCAGGACCGCAAGGCUUGCCAGGAGUCAAAGGAGACAAGGGCUCCCCAGGGAAAACCGGCCCCAAAGGCAGUACUGGAGACCCGGGUGUUCACGGCCUCGCGGGGCUGAAGGGAGAGAAGGGUGAAUCGGGCGAGCCAGGGCCAAAGGGACAGCAAGGUAUCCAGGGGGAGCUCGGUUUCUCCGGCCCCUCGGGAGACGCAGGCGCACCAGGCGUGCGAGGCUACCCCGGACCCCCUGGCCCACGAGGACUCGUUGGGGAGCGUGGUGUGCCGGGGAUGCCCGGCCAACGGGGCGUACCGGGCCGGGACGCGGGGGACCAGCACAUCAUCGACGUGGUCGUGAAGAUGCUGCAAGAGCAGCUGGCGGAGGUUGCGGUCAGUGCCAAGAGAGCUGCCCUGGGUGGAGUUGGUGCCAUGGGACCCCCGGGACCUCCCGGUCCUCCAGGGCCACCCGGUGAGCAGGGCCCACAUGGACCUAUGGGACCUCGAGGCGUCCCUGGAAUCCUGGGUGCUGCCGGACAGAUCGGCAACAUAGGACCCAAAGGAAAGCGAGGUGAGAAGGGUGAGCGAGGAGAAACUGGCCACGGCCACCCGGGCAUGCCAGGUCCCCCCGGGAUCCCAGGUCUCCCUGGCAUCCCUGGCCACGCGCUCGACGGCAAAGCCGGGGAACGGGGCUUGCCAGGCUCUCCGGGCGAGGCUGGCCGCCCGGGCUUGCCGGGUCCCGCUGGCCUGCCAGGAUUUUGCGAGCCGGCCGCCUGCCUGGGAGCUUCGGCGUACGCCGCCGCACGCCUGACGGAGCCAGGAGCCGUCAAGGGACCCAUCUACUGAGGAGGCACCGGCGCGGCGGCAGAGCCAGCCGGCAAACCCGCACCGGGGCUGGCAGCAAGGAGACCAGAAAACUGCAAAUCCAUAGGGAGUGACCUCUGCCCAUCCCGGGUGCGGAGGGCGCUGGGCUUGGGGCACCCGGAGGAGGCGAAGCACAGCCUUGGGAAUUGAAUUUGGUGUAGGUAUCGCCCCCCUUCCACAGCCCAGGGGACGGUGGAGAACACAGAGAGGUCACCCCGAGUCCUGUCCUCGUUACUGGGGUUCAUCACCUGCCCCCUCUGUCCAUCCCCUGCUCCCUGUGCCCUUCCCAAAGAAAUAAAUUGUCUUUUAUACAAACCCUCUCGCUCUGUUAUGUCCUGCUUGGUGCGAAGCGGCUCAUUGCCGAUUUUCUUUUUGUCCCUCCCUCCCUUAUUUCAAGAACAAAAAUUGUGGUUCAAUUAUUUAAGAGACUCACCAAACCCAGCCCCCCCUCGCUGCUGGGCACUCAGAGCUGUAAAUCUUUGUAAAAUAGGAUUAUUUUAUAACUAAGAGGAAAAAAACCACACUUUUUUUUCAAAAAUAGACAAUAAAA